Rhineura floridana is the source of this 6512-nucleotide messenger RNA. It is a transcript of the gene LRRC8B, whose product is annotated as leucine rich repeat containing 8 VRAC subunit B. Bases 407 to 2815 code for a protein of 802 amino acids. Gene Ontology annotation, molecular function: protein binding. NCBI's taxonomy places the organism in Eukaryota, Metazoa, Chordata, Lepidosauria, Squamata, Rhineuridae. The record is from RefSeq and is a predicted model, not a curated record. The transcript has 5 exons.
GUAACAAAGGAGCUGGGCGGAGCCUCAGCCGGAGAAGUGCUGGUUGAAGCCGGUGCGCGAGCCGCCCCCUUCUUAUUUAUUUUGUCUCUGGGAGCUGCUCCUCUUUCUUCUCCCGCCCGCCCGGUGCCCCGGUGCUCUGGUGAACCCAGCGGCCAAGCGCACACACCGGGUGGGCAGGCAGGUAGGCUGGCUGGCUGGUUCACGGAGAAGGCGGAGGCAGCGGCUGGUUCAGGUACUGUCAAGCUGUAGAAGAGAUUACAACUGACUAGCCUUUAACAGGAUGAAGACAAUUUUGAAGAUGGCAUGCCUAAGAAAUUUUAAAAGAUGCCGACCACCUGAUUGAAGAUGGUGGUUCUGUGUCUUAUCCCAUUUGAUUAGUAAAUUGCCAUUGUUCCAUAAGCAAGUUAUGAUUACCUUAACUGAACUCAGAUGUUUAGCAGAUGCCCAGUCAACAUACCACAUCCUGAAACCGUGGUGGGAUGUCUUCUGCUAUUACCUCACCAUGAUAAUGCUGCUUGUUGCUGUCCUUGCUGGAGCUCUCCAGCUCACUCAAACUAGAUUGUUAUGUUGUCUUCCUUGCAAGCUUGAGUUUGACAAUCAUUGUGCAGUGCCUUGGGAUCUGGUUAAAAACAACCUUAAUGUAUCCUCCAGCUCUGCAGCACCACUAAUUCUCCCUCUUAGAAUCCAGAAUUAUCUUCAUCGACAGCAGUAUUCUUAUAUUGAUGCUGUGUGUUACGAGAGAGAGCUUCACUGGUUUGCCAAAUUUUUCCCAUACUUAGUGCUUCUUCAUACUUUCAUUUUUGCUGCUUGCAGUAACUUUUGGCUUUACUAUCCCAGCACAAGUUCAAGGCUGGAACACUUUGUAGCCAUACUACACAAAUGUUUUGAUUCUCCCUGGACAACACGUGCCCUGUCGGAAACAGUUGCUGAACAGUCUGUGAGGCCUCUGCCAUUCUCCAAAUCUAAAACCUUUCUUUCUUCUCCAAGCAACAUAGCAGAAUUGGAGAACAAGCGACAAUCUGUGUCCUACUCGCAAACUGGACUGGAAACAGCUGGAAGAGAGAGCCCUUCAAAUGUGCUAGACAGAAAAGAAGGGGAGCAAGCAAAAUCAAUAUUUGAAAAAGUGAAAAGAUUCAGGGUGCAUGUUGAACAGAAGGAUGUCAUUUAUCGCGUGUACCUACAACAGAUUGUGAUCAAGGUCAUUGUAUUUACAUUAAUAAUGAUUUAUGUUCCCUAUUAUUUAACCUUUAUUACACUAGAAAUUGACUGUGUUGUUGAUAUUCAAGUCUUUACUGGCUACAAGAGAUACCAGUGUGUUUAUUCAUUAGCAGAGAUUUUUAAAGUGCUAGCUUCAUUUUAUGUUGUUCUAGUGAUCUUGUAUGGCCUGACAUGCACUUACAGUUUGUUAUGGAUGCUGAGAAGUUCACUUAAACAAUAUUCUUUUGAGAAGCUGAGGGAGCAAAGUAAUUACAGUGAUAUUCCUGAUGUAAAAAAUGACUUUGCCUUUAUUCUUCACUUAGCAGACCAGUAUGAUCCUUUGUAUUCAAAACGGUUCUCAAUAUUCCUCUCUGAGGUGAGUGAAAAUAAAUUGAAGCAGAUCAGUCUAAAUAACGAAUGGUCUCUAGAGAGAUUGAAAAGCAAGCUGGUACGAAAUUGUCAGGACAAGAUGGAACUUCACCUUUUUAUGCUUAGUGGUCUUCCAGAUGAUGUCUUUGAACUCACAGAGAUAGAAGUUCUAACCCUAGAACUUAUUCCUGAGGUUAAACUUCCUGCAUCUGUAAACCAGCUACCCAUUCUCAAGGAACUGAAUGUUUAUCAUUCAUCAUUAACCAUAGAAUUCCCAGCACUGCACUUCUUAGAAGAGAAUUUAAAAAUCCUACGUCUAAAGUCGGCUGAUCUGGGAAAGAUUCCACGCUGGAUCUUCUAUCUAAGAAACCUGCAGGAAUUGUAUUUGACUGGAUGUUAUGUGCUAGAACACCAGAAUGGCCUCUACAAUGAGGGUUUUCAGGAUCUUGUGAAUCUGAAAACAAUUCACUUAAAGAAUAGCCUUUCCCGCAUACCUCAGGUGGUUACAGACCAGUUGCCUUCACUACAGAAAUUAUCUAUUGACAAUGAAGGGAAAAAACUGCUAGUGUUGACCAACUUGAAGAAAUUACUUAACCUGAGAACUUUGGAAUUGAUCAGCUGUGACUUAGAGCGGAUUCCACAUUCUAUCUUUAGCCUGAAUUAUUUGCAUGAAAUAGACUUAAAAGAAAAUAAUAUCCGAACGGUAGAAGAAAUAAUUAGUUUUCAACACCUUGAAAACCUUUCUUGCCUGAAACUGUGGCACAACACAAUUUCUUACAUCCCAGUGCAGAUUGGAACCUUAGCAAAUCUGGAGCAGCUCUAUUUAAAUCAUAAUAACAUCAAAAAAAUCCCACCACAGCUCUUUCUUUGCAUAAAGCUACAUUAUUUGGACCUUAGUUAUAACAAGCUGACAUCUAUUCCUCAUGAAAUCCGGUAUUUAACAAAUCUGCAGUACUUUGCUGUAACGAAGAAUCAUAUUGAGGCACUUCCAGAUGAAUUAUUUCAGUGCAGAAAGCUGCAAUAUCUCCUUCUGGGACAUAACAGUCUGAUGCAUUUGUCCCCUCGAGUUGGUGAACUCUCAAACCUUGUUCAACUGGAGCUUAAAGGAAACUAUCUAGAGUCUCUUCCUGCUGAGCUGGAGGAAUGUAAUUCUCUGAAGCGGAGUUGCCUAAUCGUAGAAGAACACUUGUUAAAAACCCUCCCACUUCGGGUAACAGAACAUAUGCAGAUGUGCUUGGACAAAGUCUGAGAUGCUCUGUGUACAGGAACAAAACCCUCUUGAGCAUUUUACAUAAUAGCUUUAAAGGAAAGUAUACAUGGCGAAAAGUGAAAUGCAAGAAUUUUGUGGCUUUUUCUUAAGUCUGCAGCUCUUGGCCUAAGUCUCUAUUGAUAAGAAAUUCACAUUUAAGUCUUGUCAAUUAUAUAUUAUAUUAUCGUGAAUAACUUGAAAUUUAAAUCGAUGAGCAGAAAUUAAUCGUAUAUUCAUGGUUUUGAGUGACUGGGAAAGAAAAAUAUAUAGUUUGUCUGAGUCUAACAAGGGUCAUUUUUCCAUAAUUUUUUCUUGGAAUAAUUCUCAAAUAAUUUUCUGUAAAGGCCAACAAACAGCAUAAUAUCCAAUUGUGUGAUCCUGCUUGUGCAAACAGGGCUUAGCAUUCCUUCCACUCUGCAGCCCCUCAAUUGUCCCCAAAAUCUGCUUUGAAGGGGUGGGAGACCCUCCAGAGCAAAUUGGGGGAGUGUGGGAGACUGCAGAACCAGGGAGGAAGAGGGUUCCUGUUGCAGUGGUUGGCACACACCAUCAAAUCUUGCACAUAACUUUUCACACAUGUUCACCCUUGCUGGAUGGUGGUGGAAGAGAGGCUGUUCGUGAAGGCUAUCCUAUAUAAAACACCACUCUUUAUUGCACUGAGGAAGUUUUCAGAGAGUUCUGCAACAGAUGAUCUUCACUUCUAUUUACAAGUGAUAUGGAACAAUUCCUCAGGAAUUUCUUCAACACAAGCUUAUUGAAAUUUCACUGAAGAAGAGUUCCUAAACUGUAAACUGUGUCCAGAAUAUCCCACUUCACUUCAUUCUGUUUGGAUUCCAUGUUAUUUUACAUUGCUCUAAAGUAGUGAUAAUGGAAUAAACUAUGGAUGAUAUCUGACCACAUUAUACUCAGGGUAGUGCCACUCAAUGCACUAAUAACUUAAGUCCAUUCAUUACAGUGGGUCUACUUUCAAUAUGACUUAGUCAGAUGCCAUCCCAUCUGUGAGCAUAGAGGAAUCCAGCUGGGCCUUUUUUUAAAGGUGGAAUUGAAUCUUGGACAACUAGGCAAAUAGUCAUUUUUAGCACGAUAGAUGUCACCUAUUUUGUGUUAUGAUUAGUAGGCAUGUGCUUGCCUACACAAAUAUAAUUUUCUAGCACUGGCCUCUAACCUUAGGGCAGCUAUAGAACUUUAGCAUGUCAUGUGGAAGGUCUUUUUCAGUACAUGGCUAUUUUUUAGUGUUUCAGUAUUUUCUUGCACCUCCCAGUUGGAGUUCUGAUGUACUACUGGAGGGAGAUGUCAAAGAUGUACUUUAAGUUCUAAGCAAAUAAGAACACUGCUGUUUUUAAGUACUUAUGGAUUAUGUAGAGAAUUUUUCUUACCAAAAACAUUUUUAAAGCUAAGAGAUGGAUAACCCUUUAAGCUUGCUCCUUAUUCAGUAGCACAUGUUAGGAAAACUGCUGUAAUUUGAGGAGUGUUCAUAUUAUACCAGUCUUUAUGUAAGUUCCUACAGCAGAUGAAAGAUUAUGUGCAAAUAUAGUAGGUUGGAUUCAGACUUAUGCUUAAAGCAGCCCCAUAGAAUAAAUAAGACUUAAGUCAAUCAUGACAAGUUAGUCAUGACUAAUUUGUCUCACUGGUUUCAGUCAAUCUACUCUAAGCAUGACUAAGUCUAGCUACAAUUCUAUUUAUGUAUUAUAUCUACUUCAGUGCUGUUCUGAGACAUCUUUCUUUGUUUGCCUCCCCUGAUUAUAAAAUGUAAACUUAUUAGCAUGCAUUCAGAGAAAGCAUACCUUAUAUUUCCAUGUGAUGUAGUGUUCCGUAUGCCGAUUUUGUGAGGUUGAGUGACAUCAGAAAGGUGUGCUUUUGUAACUAUUUUUUAUUUAUUUUUUUACUUUGUUUCUUUAAAAAUAGCUCACUUUAUCUCAGAAAAACUAAAUAACUAAACAAAACUAAGUUAAUCUCUCGAACAUUAUCUUACUAUGUUAACAUCUAUCUAUCUCAAUUAUUACAUUCCAAAGACCUUUUUAAAUAGCUCUCAGGGAACAAAAAAGAAGUUCUGUAUUUUUCAUGGAUCUGGUACAGAUCCCAGUCUCCCAGGGUUUUUUUUUCCAAGGUGGGGUAUUUUACACAUCAACAUGCCAAGCAAUAUCCUUCUGUUUGGUUUCCUAUUAUUCAAAUCAAGCAAGUUGUGUUAUAUAACGGAACACUCAUAUGCUUAAUACAUAGGACUACACUGAGAUAGGACAGUGUGUGUGUCAGAAUUCACCCUAGAUGAGGCUUCUUUCAUGUCAUGUAAAAGAUGCAGAUCUGGAAUAACAUGGCAGUCAACUGUGUUGCUGCUCUUGAUGAGUUUAUACUAGGAAAAGGUCAUUGACAUGAUUAGCUUCUUAGCCCUCACAUUACCUCUUUUACCCAUAACAAAAUCAGCUACAGUGUACUCAAGCUUGCCUCUCCUUUUAUCUUUUACUUCUUUCUAGCUUUGUUCUUGCCCUGCUCAGUUUCUGAUGUUUGCCUGUGAACAGUCAUCUCAUAAAUGGAUGGCAUUAAUCUUGGUGUUAAAUGGCACCACAUCAAAACAGUUUAAAUCACUGUAGUCAGAACUGUGUGAAUAGUUAUCACUCACUCACACACACACACACAGUUUUAACCUUAAUUGUGUUUCAGAAAUUGAUGGACACCUUUAUUUUUUUGUUGACUUUUGUUUUAAAAGCAGGUCUUUAAAAUGAAAAAACAAAAUCCAACUGGGCAUUUUUAAGAAUAAUCUCAGCCAUAUGCAUCUGGCACUCUUCAUUUUAACUAUAUCAUGUGUUGGUUCAUUUUUUUUAGUAGUAGUAGUGCAUUGAUAUAGGAAUAGCUUUGAUUUCUUGAACAUUCCCCCCACUCAGAUUUUUAUGCCCUAGCAUAGGGAUAGCCAACAUGGUGCCCUCCAGAUGUUGUAGACUUCCAUCAUCCCUGACCAUUGACUAAGUUGACUGGUACUGAUGGGACUUGUAGUCCAAAUCAUCUGGGGGGCACCAUAUUGGUACCCCUAUUCUAACAUUUUGCAAUACAUAGUGACAACAACAACAAAGGCUUCUGUGCUGCAUUCCUCAAGGAUCUGUGGGAACAGGAAAGGGCUGAAAGUGUGAAUAACAUUUGCAAAGAUGAUCUCUAUAGCAUAUGGCUAUAACACACAGGUAUGAGUACAUGAUAAUUUGCCUGAUCAUGGCCUAACUCUGAAUUAAAUAACUUGAGUAUAAGAAUUUUCUCCUUUAAAGUGGGACAUUAAUCAAACCGAUGUUUAAAUCGUACUGCAAACAUUCUUAACAAAAGCAAGAAGAUGAAAGGCUGGCAAUUCUUACCUUAAUGCAUGCCACAGUGGCUUCCUUUCUGUAUCCUGACAUCCUUUAGAUGGCAGAGUUGAACUACAAGUAUUUUUGAAAACUUUUGUUUCCCAACUUCAUACUCAGCAUAUUGCAUUGAAAUAAAGAUAAUUUCAGCAAGUCAGUUGCUAAAUCCACCUUCAUAAUUAUAGGACAAGCUAUGUUAAUCACAACCCAUAUUUGUAUAUAUCACACAAUGGCUUUUCAAUUUGUUUCAGUACUGUUUUGUUACUGACUUUGGACAUGGGGGAAGGAGUGUUUAAAUAUGGUCUUGCAUAUAUUGGCAACUUCUGUUGAAAAAAUAUUUGAAUAAAAUUCUAUUAAAUUGUCUAUGUUCAAUCCUA